AUGGCUAUCGAAACCCCCCAAAGUCGGGUCGUAACAAACGUUCUGAGUGCGUUGAAAAGCAUCCGUGGUAUUGAUCUUCAUGAUGCUACGCACUUAUACUCAGUAAUAGCCGGACUUAAACCUUCCUUCUCCAGUCUCAGCCAAUUUUUGGGACAUGUGGAAAGUGAAUUGCAACAAAGAAGUCAUGUGGCAGAAGCAGAAGCUAUAGCCCACGUUGCUCAAUUAUGUACAACAGAUCCCGAGCUGGGCGGUCUUGGUAUCGCUGCAGAUGCCGUUGUCUGGACCCCAGAUCAUGCGCCGUCAGAUACGACCGCUGAAGCUGUAAAGAAAGAGGCCCUAUUGCAAGAGGUUGAGUUCCUGGUCGAAGCUUGGCUUUCUGCCAUCAGCUCCCGAGAAGAUGCUUCGCAGCAAGCGAGGCCAGUCCUACGAAAACGCCUCGGAACCCCGAGUGACGCUCGCCCAAUGACCCUGACAGAAAAGAUUAUGGUGUAUCACGCAUUUUCGCUGCCGUCUCCUCGGGGUGUCAAGCCGGGGGAUGUCGUGAGGGUGUCACUGGACUGGGUUAUUGCCAGCGAAGUCGCAUGGCUAGGCAUGCUUCACACCACCAGGAGCAUCGGACAGCAGCCACGCGCCUGGAGGAACGACCGAUUUUGGAUCACUGGCGAUCAUGCUGUCGACCCCCGCAAUUAUCAUCUAGAGAAGAGCCAAAUGCUCAGAAAGGAGUUGGAGACGGCCAAGCGGGAUCUGAAGAUGACAGAAAACCAGGGGUCUAACUACACGAUUCUCCAUACCGAGUUUGUGAGGGAGAGAGCGGAGCCUGGUAUGCUUGUCAUAGGGGCCGACUCUCACACCUGCUCUGGUGGUGCCGUCAGCUCUCUAGCCAUUGGCUUAGGAGCGGGUGACAAUAUGAUCGGUCUCGCAACCGGCCAGACCUGGUUCAAAGUGCCCGAGUCAAUCAGAGUUAACUUCACGGGCGAACCCGCCUGGUACAUCAAGGGCAAGGACGUCAUUCUCUCCAUUCUGAGAACGCUCCGUCGUAACACUGUCGCUGCCGACCGAGUUGUCGAGUUUGGAGGUCCGAGUGCGGAGUAUCUGUCUUGCGAUGCUCGCUUUGCCAUUUGCAACAUGUGCACAGAGCUAGGGGCAAUAACCGGUAUUUUCGUCCCAGACAAGGUGACGCGUGCCUUUGUAGAUGGCCGCAAGGCAAAGGUUUACAAAUCAAACUCGGUGUAUUUUGCCCCAGACGAAGACGCUGAAUACUCGGCCGUGUUUGAUAUCGAUCUCAGUCAUGUCGAGGCCAACAUUGCCAUCUAUCCGUCACCGGAUGAUGUUCACCCAGUUACGGAACGGUUGGGUAUGAAAUUCGACGGCUGCUUUAUAGGCGCAUGCACAACGACUGAGGAAGAUCUUGUUCUGGCUGCGCUGGUUCUUGAAGCUGGCCUGAAACGAGGCAUACCGAUAGUACCUGGCAAACGCCUUAUGGUUCCCGGAAGUCGACCAAUCGCCAGAAAUCUGAAACUUCUCGGCCUCAUGGAUAUUUAUGAAUCGGCUGGUUUCGAGCAACCUGCACCUGGUUGUAGUAUGUGCCUCGGUAUGGGGGCUGACGUCGCUGAAGAAGGGUCAAAUUGGCUGUCUUCACAAAACCGAAACUUCAGGAAUCGAAUGGGCAAAGGAUCCGUUGGCCACAUUUGCUCUGCUGCCACGGUGGCCGCCUCGUCCUUCAGCAUGACUCUUUCAGAUCCGACAAACCUAUUGCGAGAAGUCGAUGAAACCAGGUACAAUGAAUACCUGCAAAAAUGCAAAGCCUGGCGAAACAGACAAAACGUAGUGCCGCCAAAGAAACCUGUACAAAGUGGUUCUCAAGACAGCGACGUGGAAUACGUUGAGCCUGGGUUGAAGCCAGUCCAAGCCCAACAAACUAGAACACAAUCAAGCCCAAGGGCAACUGCAUCUGAGACAACAGGUGGAGGCCUUGAUAAUAUCAUCCAAGGCCAGAUUUUCAAAAUGGGGGAUUUUGUGGACACAGACGCGAUUAUUCCAGCACCCUUCUGUUCCAGCCCAACCGACGAAGCCUUGGGAUCGCAUUGCUUCGAAUACGUCUGCCCUGAAUUCCGUGAACAUGUUCGCAAAGGAUAUACUGUCGUUGUGGGCGGCAAGGCAUUCGGAUGCGGGUCUUCCAGAGAGGAAGCGGCCCGAGCCUUGAAAGGAAUCGGCGUUAGAUGCGUUAUCGCAAGAUCCUUCUCGUUCAUUUUUGGGCGGAACAUGCCUACAAUUGGCUUGGUUGGCUUUGUAAUCACGGAUGAAGACUUUUACCGCCUUGCAGACCAUGGUGCCAAGAUAGAGAUUGACGUUAAACGACGGUGCGCCACGGUGGGUGGGAGAGCAUUUUCGUUUCAACUUGAUGACAUGGAACUCAAGUUGGUUGAGAACCGAGGCCUCGCGGAGGCUUUUCGGCGGCACAACAAAGAUGUCUAUGAUGCUCUGUGCUCGGCUGGAGACACAUCCAGGGUGGUAAAAUCGCCAGAGUCUUUGGCAGACUUUUCCAAGCAGCACAAAACGGUGGAGGAGCUUGCUUGGUAG
Messenger RNA from Colletotrichum truncatum, 2580 nucleotides. Its product is annotated as aconitase. Gene Ontology annotation, molecular function: hydro-lyase activity. Lineage: Eukaryota; Fungi; Ascomycota; Sordariomycetes; Glomerellales; Glomerellaceae. The record is from RefSeq and is a predicted model, not a curated record.